Molecule: messenger RNA, 3719 nt
Organism: Chlamydomonas reinhardtii
Lineage: Eukaryota; Viridiplantae; Chlorophyta; Chlorophyceae; Chlamydomonadales; Chlamydomonadaceae
Exons: 17
Coding region: 351-3011 (886 amino acids)
Molecular function (GO): protein binding
Source: RefSeq, a predicted model, not a curated record
UCAGCACCACCUCGUGUUUGUCGAAAGACCCAAAGGGGCGGGCGCUUUAGGCACCCAGUAGUGACUAGCAGACCCUGACUUACGAAUUGACAAUACAUAGCUUGACGCUUUGACUGAGACCAACAGUGACAGAGCCCGGUCGCGUUCGAGAAAUGCUGGCUACGUGCCGGUAGCAGAACUCGCAGACUCGCCUUGGAGGGCCGACCCAUUGGCGCUUGAGUAUACAGCUAGUGACUAUGACUCGACAAAGCGUCAUGUCCCAACGCAGUUUGCUACUGCUCGUAAUAGUUGCCGGGGCGAUGCUGGUCGCUAACGUCGCGGCGCAGAGCACCACGCCCCGUGUACGCAUUAUGGGUAACUUACUUGACUCUUGCCCGAAGAACUGGACGUUCACGGCCAACGUAGAGCCGUGCAUGUUCAGUGCAGCCUCCAACCCGUUGCCGUACCGCGAGUAUGCGCAGUACGGCAUCAGCCUGGGCCCGGCGGAGGUGGGGCAAUUUGACAUGGUGCUGACAGUUGUGUCCGAUGAAGGCGACGUCGACAUCAAGCUGCUGGGGCCGGACGGCUCCGUGAUCGGGUCCAGUGCGGAGCGCGUUGGCAGUGACGUGGUGAUUGCGCGGCGGACCGACACGCAGCGGCUGGGGCCCGGCACCUACACACUGGCGGUGCAGGCGGUGGGCGGAGCGCUGAGCACCUACACCAUUACGGUCCAAGGUGUGCCUACGGCCCGGCGCCUGGCCGCCGCCGAGCUGGCCCUGCUGAGCUCCGUGGCCGACCAGUGCUGCGCCUUCGAGGACGACGACCAGCUGCCCGACACCUGCACGCGCCUGCGCGCAGCCACGGCCGGAAACGCCACGGCGGACCAGGACAUCUGCAACACGCCGCCCAACGUGUGCGACUCAGCGGGCCGGCUGGUGAAGCUGGUGCUGAGUGGCGGCGACACGGGCAACUUCGUGUGCCCCACCUUCCCGGCCGAGCUGGGCCGUUUCCCCGCACUCACGGUGCUGGACUGGACCAGCAACGGACAAGUCGGCACGCUGUCCACCGUGGUCUCCGUGCUGCGCCCGCUGCUGGGCACUGGGCAGCUGCGGCGCCUGUACCUGGGCAGCAACGCGCUGUCGGGGCCGCUGGCGCCCGCCUGCGACCUGCUGGCGGCACCAGGGCUGGAGGUGCUGUGGAUGGACGCCAACGUGUUGGAGGGCCCGGUGCCUUCCUGCCUGUUCUCCAGCCCCAGCCUGCUGCAGCUGUCGCUCAGCGGCAACCUGCUCACGGGGCCGCUGCCGCCGCUGCCGGCCGGCUGCGCGCUGGUGUCCCUGGACGUGAGCGACAACGGCCCGCCGGCGGGGCCCUCGCCCAGCAGCCCGGGACUGUCGGGCCCGCUGCCUGCCUCCAUCACCAACGCCGCCAAAAUGCGCUACCUGGACAUCAGCAGCAACAGCUUCAGCGGCACGCUGCCUGCGCUGCCCACCUCCCUGCAGGUGCUGCGCGGCUCCGACAACCUGCUGGCGGGCCCGCUGCCGGCCAGCCUGGACGCCACAGACGACCUGCGGGUGCUGGACCUGUCGCGCAACAGCCUCAGCGGCACACUGCCAAGAGGCAUUGUGAACAACGAGCUGCUGACGGUGCUGCGGCUGGCCUCCAACCGCCUGGUCGGCGACCUGCCGUUCGCCUGGGGCGAGUACCUGGUGGACGUGGACCUGGCCGACAACGGCUUCACAGGCACCUACACCAAGCUGUGGUACCAGCCCAGCCUCAUCCGCCUCAACCUGGCUAACAACAACCUCAGCCUGCAUAUGGAGGACCUGGCCCUGGGCAUGAACGGCACCGUCAACAGCCUCUUGUACUUCAACAUCUCCCACAACAACAUCUCGGGCCGGCUGGAGGCGGGGCUGGGCGGCAUGCGGCUGUUCAACAGCCUGCAGCUGCAGCCGGAUGACGUGGACGCACUCACGGCCUCUGCCGCCGAGGUGCCGCCCCAGCCGCUGUUCGACAUCCGCGGCAACCUCAUCCGCUCCGUGUUCCCCACCUGGCUGCUGCCGCUGCUGGGGCAGCUGUACUGGAUGUCGCCCUACGACUGGAUCCCGCUCAGCCUGGAGCUGCAGCCGCAGAAGCCCGCGCCCGCGGUCGACUCGCAGGGAGCCACUCCCGGCCUGAUGUGCCCGGCGGACAAUGCGGUGCUGCCCGGCAACCUGUACUACCUGGACCAGCUGCAGGCGCUGUACGACCUCACAUGCGUCAAGAUGCCCUUCGACCAGGUCCUCAACAUCUCCUCCUACAACGACAAGUCCUUGAGGCCCAUGGCACCGCCCAAGCCCCCCGCGCCGCCGCGCCCGCCGCCGCCCUCGCCGCCGCGCCCGCCCCGCCGCCGGUCCAACUCCACCGCCACGCCCAGCCCCGAACCGGACAGCACUGACACCGGGACCGACCCAAGCGGCGGCGGCACCGGCACUGGCUCCACUCCAGGCAGCGGCAGCGGCACCAGCAACGGCACUGGGUCCACGGGCGGCACCGGCAACGGCAACGGCAGUGGCGGUGGCACUCUGCAGCCCGGCGACACCGGGGGGGCGGGGGGCGGCAGCACCAGCAAGGACACCAGCACAGGGGGCAGCGGCUCCAGCACAGGGGGCAGCGGCAGCGGCGGCACCGGGGCCGGGGCCGGCGGCAGUGGUAACAGCAACACUGGCGGCAGCGGCAGCGGCGGAGUCAACGCGGGUGAUGGCACUACACAGCCAGAUGGUGGCAGCAGCAGUGGCGGCAGCAGCAUGGGCGCAAUCAUUGGCGGCGCGGUGGCGGGUGUGGCGGUGCUGGCGCUGGCCGGUGUGGGCUACUGGUGGUACCGGCAGCGGCAGGCGCGCAACGCGGCGUACGCGUCCAGGCGUCUGCCGCUGACCCACAACACGCUGUACGAGCCGGCCCCCAGCGACGGCACCGCCUCCAACUACGCCGACCUGCAGAUGUUUGAGUUCAGGGCCGACGGCCGGCCCGCACGCCACCGGCCCCGCAUGGCGUGAUGGGCUGUGCUGGGGCUGCAGGCUGUCAUGCGCCCAGCAGCAGUAAGGCUGUAGCGGCAGUAGCGGCAGCGGGGCUGCAGUGUUCAGUACUGGGGCGUCGGUGUCGUGGAUGCACUGGCAAGCAAAUGCCCUUCGGGGGGAUGUAGAAAAGCUGUUGCAGCCCUCCCUGGUGCGUGCCGGGCCAGGGCUGCAAGCACGGAGGUGACCGCAACGGCGCAUGACCAAGACGUUCGUCGCUGGCUGAAUACGUCCUCCAUAGUAGCAUAAUUUGACACUGAUUGAUUCUUCGUUCACAUGACUGAUUUUAGUUCAAUGUAGCUUCAACAGCAUCGUGCUGCUGCGUCCAUGCUGGCGUCGGCAAAGUCAGGAUGUCAUGGAGACUGCAGCGAGGGUCCUGCGGGAUAACCGUUAGCUGAUAAUAGUGCUUGUUAGCAAGGGGGGUUGGCACCUUGCGCCCCCCGUACAGUAGGAGGGCGUGCGAUGGGACAGCGGUAAGGCAGGUUGGUGAAGUGCCGUAAGGUGCAGCUGAUUCCCCCCGUGCAGUAGGAGGGCGGAGGGGGCUGCUGCAGUGUACGCCAAGGCAGCGAGUGGUCGGACGGUGGAACUUGGUGGCUUGGUGCCAUUGAGCCCUGGCCCGUUUGACUGAAGGCCGGGCCAGUUGCUUGAAAGGGGCGGAGACGGUGAAUUCGCUUGUAACGCAGAAUGAAA